Maylandia zebra (zebra mbuna) is the source of this 1306-nucleotide messenger RNA. NCBI's taxonomy places the organism in Eukaryota, Metazoa, Chordata, Actinopteri, Cichliformes, Cichlidae. The record is from RefSeq and is a predicted model, not a curated record.
AUGAUAGUCCAGACCAUCACCAUCAUCACAAAGACCACCAUAGUCCAGACCAUCACCAUCAUCACAGAGACCACCAUAGUCCAGACCACCCACAUCAUCACAGAGACCACCAUAGUCCAGACCAUCACCAUCAUCACAAAGACCACCAUAGUCCAGACCAUCACCAUCAUCACAGAGACCACCAUAGUCCAGACCACCCACAUCAUCACAGAGACCACCAUAGUCCAGACCAUCACCAUCAUCACCAAGAAGACCAUAGUCCAGACCAUCACCAUCACCAUGGAGACAACCAUAGUCCAGACCAUCACCAUUAUCACAAAGACAACCAUAGUCCAGACCAUCACCAUCAUCACAGAGACCACCAUAGUCCAGACCAUCACCAUCAUCACAGAGACCACCAUAGUCCAGACCAUCACCAUCAUCACCAAGAAGACCAUAGCCAAGGUCACCACCAUCACCAUGGAGACAACCAUAGUCCAGACCAUCACCAUCAUCACAAAGACCACCAUAGUCCAGACCAUCACCAUCAUCAUGGGGACCAUCACAAGCCAGACCAUCACCAUCAUCACGGAGAUCACCAUAGCCAAGACCAUCACCAUCACCAUGGGGGCCACCACAGACCAAACCAUCACCAUCACCAUGGGGACCACAAUAGCCCAGAACACCAACUUCAUCAUGGGGACCACCACAGCCCAGUGCAUCAGCAUCAUGGAGACCACCGCAAUCUGGGGCAUCCCCAUCAUCAUCAUGGAGACCGCCACAGUCAAGAUCAUCAUCACCAUCAUCAUAGAGACCACCACUUUUCAGACCAUCAUCGUCAUCAUGGAGGCCAUCACAGUCCAGAGCAUCACUAUCGUCACCGUGACCAUCAUAUUUUGAACAUUCACCAUCAACAUGACCACCACAGUCUAGAUCAUCAUCAUGAUGAUGUUGAUAGUUCAGGCCAUCAUCACCAUGAAGAUCAACAUAGGGAAUCUCAUCAACAUCAGCAUCAUGGAGACCAGCACAAUCCAGGCCAUUGCGCACAACAUGGAGACCACUACAGAUCAGGUCAUCACCACCAUGAAUCGCAUCCCAACCAGCACCACUCAAGAAACAAUGAUUUUGACCACGAUGACCACCACACUCAUUUGAAGGGGCAUUCUGCUGGCAGUCCACUGGCACACAGGAAGACGGAGCCUCUUUCCAUUAAACCAGAGUCUUCCAUGACAACAACAAGCAACCCCAGCAGCCACGAAGAGGAACGAACAAGUUUCAUUGGCCCAUCAUUACAACAAGAGAAGAAAGAGGAGCUGGGUAGAAUCAU